UUGAUUGAAGAAGGCCCUAUAUGGGUUGAAGCAAUCACCUAGAGCAUGGUUUGGUAGAUUUUCCAAGGCUAUGUUGGGGUUUGGAUAUAAACAGAGCCAUGCAGAUCAUACUAUGUUCAUCAAAGGAGGAGCUGGUAAGAUUGCUGUCCUUAUUGUGUAUGUUGAUGAUAUAAUAAUGACAGGCAAUGAUGUGAAUGAAAUUCUUAAUCUCAAAUCUAGUCUGGCUCAAGAAUUUGAGAUUAAGAAUUUGGGAUCACUAAGAUAUUUUCUUGGCAUGAAAGUAGCAAGGUCUGAUAGAGGUAUUUUUAUCUCCCAACGGAAGUAUAUACUUGAUCUUUUGGAAGAAACAGGUAUGUUGGGCUGUAGACCUGCAGAUUCUCCUAUUGAGGCGAAUCAUCAUCUUAGUGGCAAUGGUGGGGGGUGCACAGACAAGGAGAGAUAUCAGCGACUUGUGGGUCGACUGAUAUACUUAGCUCACACUCGACCAGAUGUUACUUAUGCAGUGAGCGUUGUUAGUCAGUUUAUGCAUGAUCCUCGUGCUUCGCAUCUGGAUGCAGUUUAUCGUAUCUUGAGGUACCUCAAAUCAGCUCCAGGAAAGGGAAUUUUGUUCUCUAAUCAUGGUCACCUGCGAUUGGAGACAUUUACUGAUGCUGACUGGGCUGGUUCUGUGGAUGAUAGACGCUCUACUUCUGGUUAUUGUACUUUCAUUGGGGGAAAUUUGGUUACUUGGCGAAGUAAGAAGCAAUCAGUGGUCGCCAGGUCUAGUGCAGAAGCUGAGUACAGAGCUAUGGCUCAUGGUGUUUGUGAGCUCUUGUGGCUUCAAACCGUGUUACGUGAUUUGGGAAUUACUGAUAAUGGUCCUAUGAAACUCUACUGUGACAAUAAAGCUGCCAUCAACAUUGCUCAUAAUCCUGUUCAAUAUGACAGAACGAAGCAUAGAGAGAUUGACAGGCACUUUAUCAAGGAGAAGCUGAGCGCAGGUUUGAUAUGUAUGCCUUUUGUGAGAUCUGAAGAUCAACUGGCUGGCAUAUUUACAAAAGGGCUUGGUAGCAAGAGUUUCCACCCCAUUGUGUUCAAGUUGGGUUUGAUUGAUAUAUUCGCACCAACUUAAGGGGGAGUGUUAAGUUAUGGGUUUAUAUGUAAUUAGUUAUAGUUUACAUUUAAUCUCUUAUGUAAGUAGAUUAGGAGAUGAG
Messenger RNA from Rhododendron vialii, 1193 nucleotides. RefSeq lists its product as uncharacterized. NCBI's taxonomy places the organism in Eukaryota, Viridiplantae, Streptophyta, Magnoliopsida, Ericales, Ericaceae. The record is from RefSeq and is a predicted model, not a curated record. The transcript has a single exon. The coding region runs from base 71 to 1111 and encodes 346 amino acids.